GCUGCUCCUUGGCUCCUGCUCUGCGCUGCUCUGAAGGCCACGGCCAGGCGAUGGCUUCCCCCGAGCUGGCCUGCAGCACCCCCUGCGAGGCAAAGUGCCCCCAGCCCCUGGCCAGCAGCAGCAACGAGCCCUGCGUGGUGGCCUGCGGUGACUCCCGGGUGAUCAUUUACCCACCCCCCGUGGUUGUCACCUUCCCGGGGCCCAUCCUCACCACCUACCCGCAGCAAACCGUCGUGGGAUCCUCGGCGGCUCCCGAGGUGGCCGCGGCAGAAGCUCCGGCGGCGGCUCCCCUGCCGGCGGCGGUCGCAGGCAGGCUGGAGGCAGCUGCCGACAAACUUGGCCCUCAGGUCAUCAGCAGACCCGAGCCCCGAGGUGUCCCCAGGUACUCCUACACUUAUUCUUCCCAAUGGACACAUCCCUGCAGCUCGCACCGCGCCGGGAAGCGUUGGACACACUGA
Messenger RNA from Dryobates pubescens (Downy woodpecker), 458 nucleotides. RefSeq names its product beta-keratin-related protein-like. The record is from RefSeq and is a predicted model, not a curated record. Lineage: Eukaryota; Metazoa; Chordata; Aves; Piciformes; Picidae. The transcript has 2 exons. Gene Ontology annotation, molecular function: structural constituent of cytoskeleton. Gene Ontology annotation, cellular component: intermediate filament. The coding region runs from base 51 to 458 and encodes 135 amino acids.